AGCCCAUUGGGCUAAAAAAAAGGGAUCGCUCGGGUCGCCUUCUCCUCUCGCUCUCUCUCUUGCUCGCUAGGGUUUCCAAUCCCCCGAGGGCCUCCGACCCAUCAUCAUCUCUCCGUCCUCGACCCACCACCUUCUCUUCGGGAAGCGAAGGGUCCAAAAAAGAAAAAAAAAUCUCAAGAAUUGGAAAAAUUUCCCGCCUUCGCUACUCCAUCGCUCUCCUGCUCUCUCUUAAUUCAUCCUUCGCCUCUAAACCCUAGGGUUCGAGGUGAGGCGAUCCCGUUGACCGCAGGCGUGUCGUCGCUCUUCGAGCUCGAAUCUCCGCAUGGCUGGAGCUAGUGACACUGAACCAGUCACGACAGAAACACCAACUCCACAACCUUCAAGGCGCAGGAGAAAGAAGUCAUUGGUCUGGGAACACUUCACUAUUGAAGCUGUGUCUGGAGGAUGUACGCGGGCUUGUUGCAAGUUGUGCAAGCAGACAUUUGCUUACAGUAGUGGCUCAAAGAUUGCAGGCACUAGCCACCUCAAGAGGCACAUUGCUCUGGGCUCCUGUCCUAAAAUCAAAAAUCAGGAAAAGAAAAUGCUUGCGCUUACUUCAGGUUCAAAAACCGAUGAAAAUUCCAGUGAACCACCUCCCAAAAGACGCUACAGAAUGUCUGGCUUUGCAAAUGCUGCAUUUGACCAGGACGUCAGCUGCGUCUAUCUUGCAAAGAUGAUCAUUGUGCAUGACUAUCCUCUUCACAUGGUUGAACAUCCUGCUUUCAUAUCUUUCGUUCAAAGUCUCCAACCUCGGUUCAAGAUGGUAGACUUCAAUGCCAUUGAAGCAGAAAUAUUAGCCAUUUAUCAGAAGGAAAAGCAAAGCCUCAUGCAAGUCUUUGGAACCAUGCUCGGAAGGGUUAGCCUCACCAUAGGCUUGUGGACAACAAGUCAGACUCUCGGAUAUGUUUGUCUUACCGGGCAGUUCAUUGACAGUGACUGGAGGCUGCAUAGGAGAAUGCUUAACUUCAUGAUGGUAUCUUCUCCUCAUUCAGAAAAUGCUCUUAGUGAAGCUAUCGGGGUUAGCCUUUCAGAUUGGAACAUGAAAUCUAAGUUAUUCACCAUCACUCUAGACAAUAAUUGCUCAUCUCAUGACAUCUACAGUGCAAAUCUAAGAGACCACCUGUCCAACAAGAACACACUCAUGCUCAAGGGUCAGUUGUUUGUUGUCCGUUGCUAUGCCCAUAUCUUGAAUGUAGUUGCUCAAGAUGUGAUUGCUUCAAUCCAUGGGAUUAUAUACAACAUCCGUGAAAGUGUGAAGUUCAUUAAAGCUUCUCCAGCCCGUGAAGAAAAAUUUGCUGAGAUUGCCUUACAACUUGAAAUUCCUAGCACGAAGACCUUGUCUCUUGAUGUUACAACACAGUGGAACACAACUUACCUCAUGCUGGUGGCCGCUUUGGAAUAUAAACAAGCAUUUACUGUCUUGGAAACAUGUGAUGAUAACUAUAAUGAAGCACCAUCGACUGAGGACUGGAAGAAGGUAGAGAUUGUUUGCACGUAUCUGAAGCUUCUAUAUGACUCUGCAAAUAUCAUUAUGGCAACGGCUGAUCCAACUGCAAAUAUAUUUUUCCAUGAAGCAUGGAAAAUCCAGCUAGAGCUGACGAAUGCAACACUGAAUGAAGAUGUUCUUGUGAGCAGCUUUGCAAAAGAGAUGCAUGAGAAGUUUGACAAAUAUUGGAAAGACUGCAGCCUUGUCUUGGCAAUUGCUGUGGUUAUGGACCCUCGUUUCAAGUUGAAGCUUGUGGAGUUCAGUUUUUCAAAAAUCUAUGGUGCAGAUGCUGUUAGAUAUAUUAACGUAGUGAACGACAGCAUCCACGAGCUCUAUCUUGAGUAUGUUGCCCAGCCACUUCCAUUGACUCCAGCUUAUGAAGAACAAGGGGAAGUCACCACCAGCAACAUCAAUGGCAAUGAAAAUGGCAGUGGCAUUGGCAAUGACAACAAUCGGCCAACAACCCUGGUUUCUAAUGGUGAUGGGCUUCAAGACUUUGAUCUCUAUCUCUCUGAGAUGGCUGUGAACCAGCCAACAAAGUCAGAGCUAGAACAGUAUCUGGAAGAGUCCCUCGUUCCACGGAUCCAAGAGUUUGAUAUCCUCAACUGGUGGAAGCUCAACAAUCUCAAGUACCCAACGCUUUCGAAGUUGGCCCGGGAUGUCUUGGCCAUUCCAAUGUCCAUGGUGAGUACAGGCUCCUCCAUAUUUGCCAGUGGAACAGGAAGCAGAGUGCUCGACGACUAUCGAAGUUCGUUGCGUCCUGAGACAGUGGAGGCUUUGUUCUGUGCAAAGGACUGGCUCCAGUAUUUGCCCACCAUGGCAGAGCCACCAUCAACAGCGAUUGUCAAAAUGGAGUUCUAGGUUGUGCAUAAUUGUUUAUCUUUUCUUGGCGGCAUCCGUGGUUGGACUUUGGAUGAGCACAUAUUGCUCAAAGGGCUGCAUCAAGUUGUUUACUUUGUUGGACAGUGACAGGGCAUCCUAGUAUUCAGCUUUAUUUUCUAAGAUGAGAACUGGUUUGUUUUGGUUUCCAUUUAUCUUUGUUGGAAUAUUUUAAAUGUUGUGUAGUUGCUUCAUCUGCUCUGUUUUAUCUGAUGUAACUAUAUGCUGUGGAAUUAUGUCAGUAGUUUAGAUGUGCUUGUGGCUA
Elaeis guineensis (African oil palm) is the source of this 2669-nucleotide messenger RNA. Its product is annotated as zinc finger BED domain-containing protein RICESLEEPER 2. Gene Ontology annotation, molecular function: protein dimerization activity; DNA binding. The record is from RefSeq and is a predicted model, not a curated record. NCBI's taxonomy places the organism in Eukaryota, Viridiplantae, Streptophyta, Magnoliopsida, Arecales, Arecaceae.